Diceros bicornis minor is the source of this 1377-nucleotide messenger RNA. RefSeq names its product centrosomal protein kizuna-like. Lineage: Eukaryota; Metazoa; Chordata; Mammalia; Perissodactyla; Rhinocerotidae. Gene Ontology annotation, biological process: spindle organization. Gene Ontology annotation, cellular component: centrosome. The record is from RefSeq and is a predicted model, not a curated record.
AUGCUGGUUGCAAUGCAGGCAGGGAUUAACUUGGGGACAGCUGUAUCAAGAGGAUUGUAUCAACCAGCAACAAUCUUUAUGGGCCGCCAGAUGUCAGCCAUCUCAAGCGCUGGAGAUGUUAGUACAGAGCAGAAAUCUCCCCAACCCACGAAGAACUUCAGAACAAUUCCUGACCCACGUUCACAGCAACAGACAGCCCAGAGCAGUGAUGUGACAGACAGCUAUGUAGUCUGCACUAAUAGUGGCACACAGUGCUUAAAUAAGUCUGACAAAAUAGAUGGAAGGACAUCUCUUCAGAUUGGUGAGAAAACGCCAGUCACAGCCAGCCCAUUGUCUGAGGAGGAACAGACUCAUUGCUUGGAGAUAGGAAGCAACUCACGUCACGGCAAGAGUAAUUUAUCUGAAAGCAAAAAGUCUGCUGAACUCCAUUCCCUGUUACGGGAAAGAUUACGUCCAGGGAGCAGAACCACUGAUUUAAAGUGUGACAGUUCCAGCAGAUCAGGGGCAUCAGAGGGAGAAAUACUGACACGGGAACAUAUUGAAGUCAAGGAAGACAGUGCCAGACUACCAGUCGCUCCGAUAUCCGUCUCAGAAUACUGUGCAUCUGAAAAUCAUCCUCCUCACCGGGACCCCGAGGCACAGAAGCCCUUCAGGAAAAUGCAGCAACAGCAGGAAGAGGAAAGUCUGAGCAGCAUCAGUGACCUCACAGUUGCCGUAAGUGAAGAUGAUCUGAUUUUAGAGAGUCCAGAACCACAGCCAAAUCCGAGUGACAAGAUGGAGGGAGAAGAUGGAAUAGAGUUUAACUCUUGUUACCAGUAUAGUUUUAUUUCUUGGGGGAAGAGUGUUGACCUAGAAAUUAAGAGACAUGGGUAUUUACCUGUCCUGUUAAUUUUUACUUUUUCUCUGCCUCUCAAGUUGGCUGUGAUAAAAUCUGUGCCCACCUCCCUGCCCAGGACACAUGAGGCGAUAUGGGCAGCAGCGUUAUUGAAAAAAGCCCCUACAGAAGAGUGUGACGAUAGUUCGGGUUCUGAAUCAUCUUGCAGCUUGCCAUCUAUUCUGAAUGACAGUAGUGGAAUAAAGGAAGCGAAACCCACUCUAUGGCUCAACAGUGUUCUUACAAGGGAACAAGACGUUUCAAGUGGCUGCGGAGACGAGAGCAAGGAAGAGAGCAUGGCAGCAAAGAUUCCAAUCACAGAAACAAAAGCCUACCAGUUGCUGAAGUGGUCUACCCUUCAGGAUAAUACAAAUCAAACUGAAGACAGGUUCCAAAAGGCAGAUGCUUCUGCAUCACAACUGUCAGAAUUAGAAUCCAGAGAGAUUUAGAAAGUAUUUAUCCAACCCCCUCAUUUCACAAAAGGAGGCGACAAGAGAGUAGCA